Messenger RNA from Lathyrus oleraceus (garden pea), 867 nucleotides. RefSeq lists its product as uncharacterized. Lineage: Eukaryota; Viridiplantae; Streptophyta; Magnoliopsida; Fabales; Fabaceae. The coding region runs from base 1 to 867 and encodes 288 amino acids. The transcript has a single exon. The record is from RefSeq and is a predicted model, not a curated record.
AUGGGGGCAAGAUUGGAACAACAGCCAAUUCGACGGGAAGUCCCUGAAGAACAACCUAGGAGAGUGAUAAUGGUCAAUAGAGACCAGGAUGCAGACGAAGUAAUUCAUAGGGUCAGGCGGGAAAACAUGAUGGAAAAUGACUUAACCAGUAUGAUAGAGAGAAUCAUGCCCCAGAAUGGUCUGAAUACAGGACUUAGACGGCCAAAUUAUUCUUCUCCUUUAUCAGAAUAUGUUUUGCAAACAGAAUUACCAAGGGGUUGUAAAAUCCCUAAGUUCACCAAAUUCUCAGGGGAUACUAGUGAAUCCACUAUAGAGCACAUAGCCAGAUACAUGACUGAGGCAGGGGAUUUGGCGAACAGUGAGAACCUAAGGAUGAAAUAUUUCCCUAGUUCUUUAACAAAGAACACCUUCACGUGGUUUACAACUUUGCCACCAAAUUCCAUAGAUGCUUGGCCCCAGUUAGAAAGAUUGUUUCAUGAACAAUUCUACAUGGGCCAAACUAAGAUAAGCCUUAAGGAAUUAGCCAGCAUCAAAAGAAAAUUCACCGAACCUAUAGAUGACUAUCUGAAUAGGUUCCAUUUGUUGAAAUCUAGAUGCUUUACAAUAGUGCCUGAACACGAGUUGGUCGAAAUGGGCGCUGGAGGUUUAGACUAUUCCAUCAGGAAAAAGUUAGAUACCCAGCAUCUAAGAGACAUGGCCCAAUUAGCAGAUAGGGUUCGACAGGUCGAACGCUUAAAAUCUGAAAAGGCCAGAGCGAAUAAGAAUUAUAAGAAAGAGAGGGUUGCUUAUGUCGAAUUCGAAGACGGAGAGUCUGAAAUCACUGAAGACCCUUAUGGUCUUGAGGAAUUCGAAGUAGAUUUGGCAUAA